AUGUCUAACGCCGGCCUGUGUCAAGGAUGCCGGACAAUAUCCUUUGGAUCCCUUUUUAAGGGGUCGGGGGACCACUAUGAAUACGCAUCGAAAGAAACGAAACUCGGCACUCUAAGGAGAAUCUGGUCGGAAACUUCGUGCCAAUUCUGUGGGCUCGUGAAAUACACGUUCGAGACGCACUGGGGCAAGAAACCCGUUGAGGUGACUUUACUCUCAGAUGCUUGCCCAAUAGUGUAUAUGUAUUGGGGACCCUUGGAUGUAUAUCACGAUGAUUCCAAGAAAUCCGCUAGUAACGAUAUCCCCUAUUAUAUCGAUUUCGGGUUGUUUGAUCUGACCAACGAUGAAUUUUCCAUGCUACGCGCUGAAAGGCUAGGCCGAAACUAUGAUGCGAGUGUUAUUAGCAACCCUCGAGUGAUUGCCCUACGGAAUAACCAGAGUACGGGUAAACAUCCACAGCAUUUUGGGAGGACUGUUCAGCCGGAUGUGAUCGAUUGGUCUAUACUUAAAGAUUGGCUAGCAUCGUGUUCAUCUAAACACUCCAACGACAAACUUGUCAACCUAGUAAAGCUAGAAGAUCAGCUGGAGCUACGCGUCAUCGAUGUAUGCCAAGCCUGCGUUGUAAUCCUUCCUCGCGGGGCACACUACAUCGCUCUGAGUUACGUAUGGGGCAAAGAUCAAGCAUUGAAACUUAAACGAGAUAAUGAGUCAUUUUUAUCUACGGCAGGAUGCUUCAAUAACAGGAGAUUCUGCCCUUCCCGGACUAUCAUAGAUGCGAUGCAGGCAGUGCGCUAUCUAGGGUUUCGUUAUCUCUGGGUUGACGCUCUGUGUAUAGUGCAGGACGACGUUCAAAAUGUUCAGGCAAACGUGGGGCAGAUGUGCCGGAUCUAUAGCGAAGCGCUUUUGACGAUUGUCGCAGCGGCUGGCAGUGACGCAGAUCAUGGAAUACCUGGCGUAUCUCCUGAACUUCCUCGAUCUAUAAAGCAGAAGAGAGUUACCAUUCAGGGGGUUACUAUAUCCAAUCGGCUUUACUCCGAUGAACAUGUUUUACUUUUAAGGCUUUUAUUCCAUACGAGCUAUGAAGGAACACACUUCACCGCAUUUGACAUUGCUUCUAGGUUGGAUGAGAGGAACAACGUAUUUGAAGUUUACGCCCUUGCCGUAUCCGAAUAUACAAAACGGUCCAUCACCAAUCCUAUGGACAAAGUCAGAGCUUUCGAUGGAAUACUAGGUCGGCUAUAUCGACCGUUCAAAUGCCCGUUUUUCUUCGGCCUCCCGGUAUCAAUGUUUGACAUAGCACUACUCUGGAUGCCGGUGGGCCCAUGCACGCGUGAAAAUUCGACCUUCCCAAGUUGGUCUUGGGCGGGUUGGAAUGGAGCUGUGGCGUAUGAUUACAUUGAGACGGACACGCUGACAAAUCUAUGCGAGCAUACCGUCAGCCAAUGUAGUAUAAAGACUAUCGAGGCUGACAUUGAAAUAUGUCACUCAGCCACACCUGUGGCAGCCAAUAUUACGUUGAUGGAAGACCAAAACAACUGGACGCGACAUUAUGAUGACGAGGCGUCCGAGAUAUACUACCAGUUUUCAGACUACCGUCUUUCGGAAAAGGAAUCUCGAUCAUAUAGAUAUCCGCGUCAGCUAUGGUUGUCUCCGGUCCUGCGCAUUCAAGGGCAAGUUGCUAGACUUCGUCUUACUGGACAACACUCUGGAUCUGCCGGUACUGUUGCAACUUGUCGCAAUGACCACCAUGUUCAGUGCAACUUAGCCAUUCUAGAUGCUAAGGGUCGGGCUGCUGGAAGGGUGCUUGUAGAUGCGCGCACUGUGCCUCAACUCCAGAAUCGAGAACACGGGUUCCUAGCUCUCUCUCGAUCAACCCUCUACCGCAAUGACAUGGACAUUAGCUGGGAUGAGCAAUCGAAGACCUUUAAGUCUUGGGUAGAUGCGCCAAACCCAGAAAAAGAGGGGAUUCAGGAAGCGGAAUAUGAAGAAUAUAUUAAACCAUUCGAAAAUUGGAUUGCGGGUGACUUAUCAGCGGCAGAUGGCUACACGAUAAAUUCUGGGUCAAACUUCAGGGUGGAUAGGUCAAAUGUUUUUAAGAAGGACUAUGAUGGCCCGCAAGAGAACAGGGGCCCUUUUGACGCAAGAUAUUACAGCGAAAAAGUCUUCUGGCCUCUAUUCAACGUCCUAUUACUAUCCGAGGAGAAGAAUGGCAGGGUGGAGAGGCGUGGGAUUGGUCAGGUCCAUAUCGAUGCAUUUCAAAAUGGUAAAGAGGAAGAGAUCUUGUUAAGAUAAUAGGAGAACAGCAGUGACAACAUUACAAUUGCUUAUGGUAAAUUCAUUAUGC
Annulohypoxylon truncatum is the source of this 2341-nucleotide messenger RNA. Its product is annotated as heterokaryon incompatibility protein-domain-containing protein. The transcript has 4 exons. The record is from RefSeq and is a predicted model, not a curated record. The coding region runs from base 1 to 2289 and encodes 762 amino acids. Lineage: Eukaryota; Fungi; Ascomycota; Sordariomycetes; Xylariales; Hypoxylaceae.